AUGGUCAAAUCGGCUAGUGGGACUGGGGAGACUCCGGUCACGCCAGGAAACGAUGUUCCAACUGCCAACCUUGGGACUGAGGUGAUUGCGGUUCAAGCGGCUUCAACCAAAAUGCUCGAAAGCACCAGCGACUUCCCAAGUUCAUCUUUUGAGGAAAUAUUAUUUGCCUUGUUGAAUCUGUCAACAUUUACGGAGCAGCACCGCAAACAGGGUGAUGCCCAGGAAGUAUCAGAACUUCCUCGAACGCCGCAAUCCUCCCAAACGAGUGGACGCUUGCACCAAGGUUCCCGGCGCGUAUCGCAUACUGUCGGAAAAUCAAGAAUGCAAGAUGAGGAACUCAAAUUCGUGCUAGAGAAAGGAAACGAACUAGCCAAGGCAAAUCUUAGGAGGCUGUCUUCGCUCGAGGAAGACGACAGCACGGCAUGGGACCUACUGACGCAAAGUCUCAUCUCGGCUUCCGCAAAUACUACCGUCAGUCCAAAUCUUCGCCUGCAGGCAAGCGCAAUUUUGAAUUCUCUUGUAUUUUCUACAAUGAAACAAAGGGACGAAGACGACGAGAAAGUCUACAAUCAAGUGCAGACGAGGAACCUGCAGACACUGAAAGCCCUGGUUGCCUCGCUCUAUGCAUCGGACAUGCACACCUCCAAGUCUUUACCGAUAACCGUGAUUGAAAUACAUGAACAGACUUUGGAAGUGUUAAACAACAUUCUGGAACAGUAUGCAGAAACUUUCGUGGACGGGUGGCACCUCAUCUUCGAUCUGAUAUCUGGUGUUUUCCAACUUGCUCCAGAUCUUGGAACUGGGGACCAGUCUUCCACUCCGAUAGAGCGCAGAUCAUCGGCUCUUCCAGCAGGCCCUCGUCUGGUACGCGCUGCGUAUAAGUCUUUGCAUCUUGUCGCAUCCGACUUCCUUUCGCUGUUACCAGCGCCCUGUCUCUUGAGCUUGGUGAAUGCCUUCUCUAGCUUUGCGUCUCAACCCCAGGAUUUCAAUAUCUCCCUCACCACCACCUCGUUUUUCUGGAACGUUUCGGACUUUCUGCAGGGCCAGAUUGAACAGAUCUCAAUUGGCCAUGUUGAUGUAUCCGUCAGCGAAGAAGAGCUAGCCAAACUGGCUCAUGAAGAAGACCCUUCUAUUUCCCGGAACUCGUUGUGGCUGCUGCUGUUGCUUCGCAUUGUCGAUAUCACGACAGACAGUCGGCCUGAGAUUCGAAAUAGCGCAGUCCAUACGCUCCUGCGUAUCUUCGACGCCUACGGGCAGCAACUCUCCCCCGAAGCGUGGCGUCUCUGCCUAAAUAUGGUCCUCUUUAAGAUGGCCGAGGGUAUUGAGACCCCUCUACUUCAAGCAAAGAACAAUCCGAGCAGUGCAAAAUCCGAUGAUUUCAAGGCGUGGGUGGAUACGACAGUGGUGAUGAUCAAGGGUUUAUCAAAUUUGAUCACGAAUUUCUUCGAGACUCUUAUGCACGAUGAGAUGUUCGAUCAAUCAUGGAAGCGGCUUUUAAAGUACUUGCAAAGUUUGAUUAACUUGCAUAUUUUGGACUUCAGCGAGGCCACAUUUUUUAGCCUCUCAGCAAUCCUCCUCCGGGUGCAGAAUGGAGGUGAACUUAGCAACGAUGCUCUUGAGUGUGCAUGGCUUCUUUGGGCGAACGGACACCCUGCUGGCGACGAGAAGAUGCUUGACUUGGACCAACCUAAUCAGGAUGCUGCUUUGGCCUAUUUACAUACAUUCCAACAGGUCUAUCGUCUUUACAAAGACCAGCUGACCAUGAAACACAUCGAAAACGUCCUUCAUCAUCUCAGCUUGCUUGUGUGGAACUCAGUCUCCCCGCGUUACUCUCCAGAUGUUGACCGACCUUCGGCCCUGCAAGCCCCCGGUGGCGACACUAGAAGACCAGCGUUCGUGGCCUUCUCGAAAUGCACAAUCGAUCUUGUUAGCUGGUACAUUGCCGAAUUCGGCAUCAAGCAAGACGUCUUUACGAAUGGUGCUCUUGCAAAAUCCCUCGAACACCUCGGUGCUCUGAUUGUGCAAAAGUACACAUGGCAAGGGAAGGACCGCGAGCCGUUCCUAUGGCAAAAGGCCACAACAGUAUCUCUGAACGUUCUCCAUGUUGCGGUCCCCUACGUGGAAAAGCAAUACACAAAGACAAGCGAGUCCGAAACAUCCCAGUUCUGGCGACGCAUCGUCGACAUCACAAAUGGAAUUGUUUCCGCGCGCGGCUUCCAAACCCAACAACUCCCGAACGCUCGAAUCACCGCAGACGAAGCAUUCGAUAUCAAAGCCUUCACCCGCCUGAAGACUCUCAUUCUCCCAUCCCUCGGAGCAGCAGCAAUCCCAGACGCCGUCCGUCGCGACUUCGCCCGCGCUCUCUUCCACUCAUCUUUCAUCUACGCCCCCCUCCGCUUCGACCUACCCACCAGCGGCCUCGAAAACGCACCCUUACAAGACUUUUACACAGUACGCCCCGGCCGCACCUUCGACCCACCGCCAACCCUGCGCCCAGGAAUAGCCUACGUCCUCCUAGACACGCUCUUCGAGCUCGCGGCACACUCGCAAGCCAAGGCCGAGACAAAAGCCGACGCCCCGUCCCCGCAGACUCUGCUCGCCCGCUCGAUUUCGCCGUACCUCCUCCUGCGCUGCGCGAUCUCGCUCAAGUCGUAUAUCGCAGACCAGCCGCUGCGCGGCUUGAUGCCCCAGCCCACGCCUGCCCGCAAGGCCCUGCUCCAUCUGCUGCUCCGCAUGGUGGAGCUGAAGAGUGAGCCGUCGGCUAUCCCGGAUCCGCCUUCGCUGAAGACGGUCUCGGUUGCCGAGGCUGGGGAUGCGGAGGAGAACCAUUAUCGGAAACAUCUUGAGUGGAUUUAUCCGUUGAUUGUGCGCGCUGUGCAGGUCGCUGGUAAAGAGCGUGAUGAUGGGCAGAUUCUCCAGGCGCUGGGGAAGGUGUUGCAGGAAAUUGGUAGGUUUGAGUAUUAG
This is a messenger RNA of Penicillium mononematosum, 2964 nucleotides long. RefSeq lists its product as uncharacterized. The transcript is spliced from 2 exons. Lineage: Eukaryota; Fungi; Ascomycota; Eurotiomycetes; Eurotiales; Aspergillaceae. Bases 1 to 2964 code for a protein of 987 amino acids. The record is from RefSeq and is a predicted model, not a curated record.